Messenger RNA from Pieris macdunnoughi, 993 nucleotides. Lineage: Eukaryota; Metazoa; Arthropoda; Insecta; Lepidoptera; Pieridae. The record is from the annotation of a GenBank genome assembly.
AUGAUACUUACAAAGAAAUUCUUCAAAUUAUUUGCUUCCAAUGUAAGUAAAAGCUACCAUGUAACCGUAGUGGGUGGUGCCAACGAGGUUGGCCAAACUAUAAGCCUUCUGUUGAGAACCCAACCUAACAUCAGAAAACUAGUGGUAUACGAUGAACUGCCCAAGACUUCUGGGAUUGCUUUAGAUCUAUCACAUGUCCCAGCCCGAUGCACCCUGCACAGUUACAUCGGCGAAGAAAAUCUGGAUAAAGCACUUAAAAACGCAGAUAUCGUAAUUGCAGCCGGUGGGGUUUCUCUGAACCCAGGCUUAACAGAAAGUGAGUGGUUCAACAAAAAUGCAAAUUUUAUAAAAAUGAUAUCUGAAAAAGUUUCCAAACAAAGUCCAUUGCCAUUUUUUGGGAUCGUCACUGAACCACUUAAUACUCUUGUCCCUAUGGCAUCUGAAAUAAUGAGAAACCACGGUGAUUAUAAUCCCAAGAAACUUUUUGGCAUUACAACUGUCGACGCAUUGCGUGCCCAAACGAUAUAUGCCGCCGAAAAUAAUUUAAAUCCGAUAGAUUGCGUUGUACCUGUCAUAUGUGGGCACUCGAAUAAAACGAUAGUACCGUUGACUUCUCAAGCGCAGCCAAAAUGUACAAUGGAAGAUAAGAAGAUACAUGAAUACGUCAAUAAGGUUCGUAAGGUAGAGAGUGCGAUCUCAAACACUAAACCAAAAUGGUCUCCUUCAUUAUCAGUAGCGUAUGGAGCGCUUGUAUUUACUAGAAACAUUUUGGAGGCAUUGGAUGGAAGACAAGCGACUGUCAACGCGUUAGUAGAAAAUAACGAUUUUGGGACAUCAUUCUUUGCUGGUUUAGUAGACGUUACUGAAAAUGGUUUUGGCGAGAUGAAAAGAUAUACUAAUAUCACAAACCAUGAGUGUCUAUUACUAGAAAGAAGCAUUGAACUAUUACGAAAGGAUGUAUCUAUGGGCAAAAAAAUAUUGGAAUUGGCAUGA